This is a messenger RNA of Colletotrichum godetiae, 407 nucleotides long. RefSeq lists its product as uncharacterized. Lineage: Eukaryota; Fungi; Ascomycota; Sordariomycetes; Glomerellales; Glomerellaceae. The transcript has a single exon. The record is from RefSeq and is a predicted model, not a curated record. The coding region runs from base 55 to 294 and encodes 79 amino acids.
UCCUACAACAUCGUGGCCCACUUCCAUGCUGUGCUAGUCUGUGUUCUAAGUACCAUGGCUUCCUCUUCGCCAUCCGAAUCACUCCAACGAGAUCUUGCCGUCGCUAAGGACGAUCUCCUCCGCAUGAUAUUCCGGAUGAUUACACAAAGCCCAGACAGACCGUUCAUGUGGAGAAAUCAGUGGGCGGUGUUCAUAAUGGCGAAAGAAACCGACGACAUAAUCCAUCGGGAUUGGUUGUUACAAAAGCUUCGUGACAGUAGCUACGCCGUGUUAUUGAAAGAGGGCAGUGAGUAGAACUCUAAUCUGGCGGCCUAGCUAUCGAGUAAUCCUUGCUCAAGCCCUGUUGCCACAAGAGCAAAGCUUCCUGACAGGUGCGCUGAUCCUAGAGGAAUCCUUCGUAAUGAGAG